UUUUGAAUAUAGUUAAUGAGCUCUGAUAGAUACAAAUUUUAUCAUACGUUAACACCUUAUUCUCUUCCCAGUUUCUCUUACAUAUUUAGACGAUGAGGAGAAUGCGCGACAAGCAUAUGAACAAGCUGUUAGUUUGGAGUCUCGCGAUCCCAGUGUUUGUCUUAAUUAUGCUGUUUUUCUACAUAAUCAUGAUGAUGCUGAAGGAGCUAGAAGAAUGAUAAAUGAAUUUGAAGCAAGAGUGGUCAGAUUUCGACAAGCUACAGGGGCUGAUUUAGAUACUGAGGUAAUGGAAAUUGGUGCUAAACUAGCAGCCAUUUUGGGAGUUAGUGGAAGUGUCUUUCAAAAAAGCUCUGGAAGAACUAUGCUUGAAGCAGAAGAUGAAACAGUUUUACCAUCUGAAAAGUUAAUAAUCACAAAGGAUGCUGAUCAGGAUGCUGGAGAAACUCCUCAAGAAACAGAUGGUACAUCAAACCCUACUGAGAAUUCUACAUUGUUAGUACCAUCCACUCAUAAUCCUGAAUUGCACAACCCUCCAGCAGAGACAUCAGAAGCAUUGGACCAGGAAGCCACUCCCUUGGCAUCAGAACAGGAAGAACAAGAUCCUGACUCCCCACAAAUACCUCCUGAGGACAGUCAGGAGAAUGAUGAAGCUGAUAAAAAAUAUGAAGAUGAAGAUUUAGUGUAAACUGUAGUUUAAAUUAAAAUAUAUCUACAAUGUAAAAGUUCUCAUUACUUAUUACACUGCAAGCUGCCAAAAAUUAAGUGGUGUCAGCCAAGAUUGAGUUGUCAGCAGAAUACUAGAUAUUUUUCAUUUACUGAGUAUUGUUAUCAAUUAGCCUUCGCAUGUAUUUUCUCUGAAAUAAAUUAAUAAGAAUCAUA
Molecule: messenger RNA, 879 nt
Organism: Macrobrachium nipponense
Lineage: Eukaryota; Metazoa; Arthropoda; Malacostraca; Decapoda; Palaemonidae
Exons: 4
Coding region: 215-685 (156 amino acids)
Source: RefSeq, a predicted model, not a curated record